Toxotes jaculatrix (banded archerfish) is the source of this 6865-nucleotide messenger RNA. It is a transcript of the gene eif4g1a, whose product is annotated as eukaryotic translation initiation factor 4 gamma, 1a. Bases 477 to 5561 code for a protein of 1694 amino acids. NCBI's taxonomy places the organism in Eukaryota, Metazoa, Chordata, Actinopteri, Toxotidae. The record is from RefSeq and is a predicted model, not a curated record. The transcript has 30 exons. Gene Ontology annotation, cellular component: eukaryotic translation initiation factor 4F complex. Gene Ontology annotation, molecular function: translation initiation factor activity; protein binding; mRNA binding.
CCGGCUCCACAGACGAGAAACACCGCACUAUGGCCUCGCUCUGAGCCUCCUCACACGACAGCGGUGUACGUACUGAACCGGCAAUCCGUCACCAUCGACGCCCUGAUCAUGGACCCACGGUCCAGAGGCUUUUUACGGGGCUAUCGGAGUUGUCAGUAGUACUCCCAAAGUACUAUAUUGUUUGAUUUUGAGCACUGACACUUUUGCACGCCCGGGGAUUUAAACCGAAGUGACAGUAGCAACACUCACCCCGGCUGCCGGUUAGCUAGCUAGCUCGCUAAGUCAGUGGGCAAGAAAAGGGCAUCAGUUUUCUUUUGGAGUAAAGGACAAGGGAACAACAACACCACUACUUUCAUAAACAGAAGACUGAUCAGAGGCCGAUCCCCGAGUUCACAGCUUACAGCAUAUUCAUCACUGAUUCCCGAAAGGCUGGCAGCACAACGCCACCCUAAUGCAGAACCAUAAAAGAACGUGAAAUGAACAAACCACCACAGCCUAUCACGGGACCCACUUCUGUCCCAAACCCUGCCCCUUCCCCUGGAUUGACACAGGCCGCUUACGGCCCUGGACAGCCCCCUUCUCUUGUUUUUGCCACACCUCCACCUCCACAAAUGAACUCUGCACCACAGCCAAGACAGAGUUACUAUUCAAACCGACCAGCUAUGGCCACCAGUGCUCCAAGGGUACAAACAAGUAGUGGCCCUCGACCUGUUGGACCUGCUCACGUCUACCAGCCCAGCUCCCAGAUGAUGAUGAUCUCCCAGCAGCAGCUGUCUUUCGCUGGCUCCCCUCAGGGAUACUUCAUCCCCCCACCUGGACAGUACCGGGCCCCAUACAUGCCUCCUACUCAGCAGUAUCCCGUGACCAGUGGUACAGCAGGCUUCUAUCCGGGAACCAGUCCUGCUGAAUACCCCACUUAUGCAGGAGCAUACUAUCCAGCUCAGCCGCAGUACUCUCCAUCUGUCCAGCCUACACCGGUCAUGAUCAGCCCCGCUCAGCAACAGCAACAAGCCCCGCCUCCUCAGCAACCAUCGGCACAGUCACAAGGCCCAGUAAAGAGGGAACGCAAACCGGUAGUGUGUCACAACAAAAGGGCAGCACAUCUCUUGUCUGAGAUAAGAAUACGAGACCCCAACCAGGGCGGACGCGAUAUCACAGAGGAGAUAAUGUCUGGUGGAAGAUCCACCACUACACCGACUCCCCCACAGGCCUCAGCAGCAGAUGUAAGUCCUGCACAGACUAACGGUGAAGUUGUACAGCCAGUCACUACAGUGACAAUAAGAGAUGAGAACAUUGAUGCUCCUGCUAGCGCUGAAACUCCUCCACCUCCUGCCACAGCCAACACAGAGCCUGUGGUGGAGGCCAAACAGGAAACAGACAGCCAGAUGACACCAUCUGCUGAAUUAGCUGCACAUUCUGUAGCCCCCACCACUGCUACUGAGCUGCCAUCCCCAUUGAUAAAGGACCAGCAGUCGCCCUCUCCCCUCCCUCCUGCAGUAGCAUCUACUACUACUCCUGCUGAGGUGGUAAAUAAAGACGAUACUAAACUUGGUGACACAGUAGACGCUCCUGUCGGCCCUUCUGCAUCAUUAGUAGCACAAGAGGCGCCUGUUAAAAUGGAGGAACCACAGGCUGCUCCAGCUCCAGCUCCAGCUGAGAAGGCACCAGAGAAGGAAGAAACGAAAACAGAAGAAGUGAACAAAAAGGAAAAAGAGGAGCAGGUGGACAGCUCUACGUCAGAGCCUGCAGUUGAGGUUGAAGCAGUAGUUACCCCUGUUAACGUGGCAAAAGAAGAAACGGCUACAAAGACAGCAAAUGAAAUAUCUCAACCUUCGCUCUCUGCACAGGAACCUGCUGCUCCACAGACCCAGGAUGCAGCUCCAAACUCUGCCCCCGAACCUGAGCCCACACCGGCCGAAACGGCAGAGCCUGUUCUCUCCAACGGACUUCCUCAGGAAAAUGAGGAACUGCCUGACGACAGGGCAUUUUCAGACACUACGCAACUUGACAAGCCUGACUGCGCUUCUCAAUCUCAGGAAUCCACACCUGUGGCUAAAAUGGAAGUGCCAGCCCAGGAGGAGGAAGAGGAGAGGGAGGAGGAGAAGAAAGGGGAAGAGGGGAAGGAGAAAAGUGAGGAUGCCCCUCCCACUUCUGUUAGCUGCCCUACAGAGGAAUCUACUAUGCAAGCUGCUAUGUCUGUGCCAAAGAAGAAGAAGAACAUGAAGGAGCUCAACAAGAAGGAGGCCAUUGGAGACCUCCUGGAUGCCUUCACAGAGGAGCAGGAUGCCAAACCUGCUUCUGAACCCUCUUCUACUCAGGCCGAACCUGUCCCUGUUGCUCCAGCUCAACCUCCCGCUGAGGCCGCAGAUGAGACCUGGGAAGAGAAAGAGGACAAGCAGAACGCAGAACCCGACGGGCCGAAAGCCGCACCUAAGCCAACUGAGCAGAAAUACCAGUACAAAGAAGAACAAUGGAAACCAAUAAACCCAGAAGAAAAGAAGCGGUACGACAGGGAGUUCCUUCUGGGCUUCCAGUUUAUCAGCGCCAGUAUGAACAAACCAGAGGGCCUGCCCAUCAUCAGUGAUGUGGUCCUGGACAAGGUGAACAAGACUCCCCUCCGGCCUGUCGACCCAGCUCGAUUGAUGAGCACUGGACCUGAUUUUACUCCAUCAUAUUUGGGGAAUCUUGGGAGCAGAUCAGUGGGGGGACCACGAGGCCCUCCUCCUGGACCACGUCGCUCUCAGCAGGGUCAGCGUAAAGAACCCAGGAAAAUCAUCAACAGCAUGUCUCUCAGUGAUGACGUGCAACUCAACAAGGCUGAGAAGGCUUGGAAGCCCUCGGUGAAGAAGACCACACGCAGCCGCGGCAGUGAGGAAGCCGAGGAAGAGGACGGAGAACAGGCCAAGACUCAGGAGCUGUUCAAGCGUCUGCGCAGUAUCCUCAACAAACUGACCCCUCAGAAGUUUCAGGAGCUGAUGAAACAGGUGACGGAGCUAACGAUAGACACGGAGGAGAGGUUGAAGGGAGCCAUUGACCUCAUCUUUGAGAAGGCCAUCUCAGAGCCCAACUUCUCUGUGGCCUACGCCAACAUGUGCCGCUGCCUUAUGGGAUUGAAAGUCCCCACUUCGGACAAGCCAGGAAUUUUUGUCAACUUCCGUAAACUCCUGCUUAAUCGCUGCCAGAAAGAGUUUGAGAAGGACCAGGAUGAUGAUGAGAUCUUUGAGAAAAAACAGAAAGAGCUGGAAGCUUCCAAAGAUGAUGAAGAGCGUGAGCGCUUGAGGGUGGAGCUGGAAGAGGCCAAAGACAAGGCCCGCCGCCGCUCACUGGGUAACAUCAAGUUCAUAGGCGAGCUCUUUAAGUUGAAGAUGCUGACAGAGGCCAUCAUGCACGACUGUGUGGUGAAACUACUUAAGAAUCACGAUGAAGAGUCUCUGGAGUGUCUCUGCAGGCUGCUCUCGACUAUUGGCAAAGACCUUGACUUUGAAAAGGCCAAGCCUCGUAUGGAUCAGUAUUUCAACCAGAUGGACAAGAUCAUCAAAGAGAGGAAGACCUCAUCCAGAAUCCGCUUCAUGCUGCAAGAUGUCUUGGACCUCAGGAAGAGUAACUGGGUGCCCCGUAGAGGUGAUCAGGGUCCUAAAACAAUCGACCAAAUCCACAAGGAGGCAGAGAUGGAGGAGCACAGGGAACAGAUCAAAGUCCAGCAGCAGCUCAUGUCCAAGAAAGAGGGAGGUGGAGGCAGGAUGGGAGGGAGCAUGGGGGGCCGAGGCCCUCACACACCAGGAGGUGGCCGGGUUCCCCAGCCUCAGGAUGAGGGUUGGAACACUGUGCCCAUCUCCAAGAACAGACCCAUCGACACCACCCGCCUUAGCAAGAUCACGAAGCCUGGUGCUUUGGACUUCAACAAUCAGCUGUUGGCUCCAGGAGGCAAAGGCAUGUGGGGUAGCUGGGGCAAAGGCAGCAGUGGAGGAACCGGAGCUAAACCAGCAAGUGGAGACCAGGAUUCCGGUCGUCCAGCUACCAGCACCCUCAACCGUUUCUCAGCCCUGCAGCAGUCUGGUUCAUUGUUGUCUUCAACAGACUCUGAUCGCAGAGUUCCCCAGAGGUCAAGCUCCAGUCGUGAGCAUGGUGGCGACAGAGACAGGGGCGAUCGAGAGAGGGAUCGGUUUGACCGAUUUGAUCGCAGUGAGGGACGGGAAGGUCGAGACGACAGGAGCAGCCGGAAUCAAGUCACCAAGAGAAGCUUCAGCAGAGAGUCGCAAGAGCGCGGGGGGAGGGGCGGAGACAGCCGCGCCUCGACUGAGCCUGUGCGUCGUGUCGCCAGCAUGACCGACGACAGAGACAGGGGAAGCCGUGACAGAGGAAGCCGUGACAGGGGAAGCCGCGACAGGGGUCCAAGCAAAGAUCUUACAGCUAAGCGCGAGAGCGCCCCCACUCCUCCUCCUUCUCUUCCUAAACCUGCUUUAAGUGAGGAGGAGGUAGAGAAGAAGACGAAAGCCAUCAUUGAAGAGUACCUCCACAUCAAUGACUUGAAGGAGGCGUUGCAGUGCGUGGCAGAGCUCAACAGUGUCUCACUGCUCUAUGUGUUCGUGCGGAACGGGGUUGAGUCCACGCUUGAGCGCAGCGCCAUUGCUAGAGAGAACAUGGGCCACUUGCUGCACCAACUCAUAAAGGCAGGGACAUUGCCCACUCAGCAAUACUACAAAGGGCUACAAGAGAUCCUGGAGGCAGCAGAAGACAUGGCCAUAGAUAUACCUCACAUCUGGCUCUACCUGGCUGAACUCAUUACCCCCAUGCUUCGUGAGGGAGGCAUCCCUAUGGGACAGCUCUUCAGGGAGAUCUCAAAGCCUCUCGUGCCUCUGGGGAAGGCCGCCGUGCUGCUGGUACAGAUCCUCAAGUUGCUCUGUAAAGACAUGACCCCUAAGAAUGUUGGAGCCAUGUGGACAGACGCUGGGCUGAACUGGAGUGAUUUCUUGCCUAAGGAUGAAGAUGUCAACAAGUUUGUCACUGAUCAGAAAGUGGAUUUCACCACCGGAAAGGAGGUGGAGUCAAAGGAAGUGGAUAAGAAGAAGGUCCUGAGUGGAGAAGAGCUCAGCAAACGUCUGGACAGGCUCCUUCAGGACAAAGCUGACAACCAGCGUAUCAUACACUGGGUCGAGGCUAACUUGGACGAUCAGCAGAUGACUUCCAACCAGUUCUUACGAACAUUGAUGACAUCCGUGUGUCAGUCUGCCAUCAUAUGUGACAACCCGUACAAGGUGGAUGCACAGCAGAUCAAACAGAGGGCCAGUCUGCUGCAUAAAUACCUGUGUGACGAGCAAAAAGAGCUGCAGGCCCUUUACGCCCUCCAGGCUCUGAUGGUGCACAUGGAGCAGCCUGCAAACCUGCUGAGGAUGUUCUUUGACGCCUUGUACGACGAGGACGUUAUUAAAGAGGAGGCCUUCUACAAGUGGGAAUCCAGCAAAGACCCUGCAGAGCAAACAGGCAAAGGGGUGGCCCUGAAAUCGGUCACCGCCUUCUUCACCUGGCUCCGUGAGGCUGAGGAGGAGUCUGACAAGGACUAAAAGACUAAACUGAAAGCUGCCGCCCCCCUUUGGCAAGGCGGGGGCUCUGCAGGCGGCUGUGGAGAAUCGUGGACAGUAUUGCCAGAGAGGCAGACUCAAAUCAAUCCUCAGUGAGGAUAAAUCUUUAUUCUUUUUUUUUCCUUUUCUUUGAGGGAUGGACUCAGAAAACAAUCAUUUCUCUCUACCCUCCCUCUGUUGCUUCCUCAUUAUUUCCCCACCUGCUUGUCACAGCAAGUGUCCUAAUCAAAUAAACUUGAAAACUGAUUCAGCAGGAUUGCUUGUUAACAAGGUGUGAAGUAUCCCACAUCACUACAAAACUUUUUUGUCACAAUAAUACAAACCAACAGGCUGCUUUUCUAUGGUCCUAGAUAAUUAAAAUGCCUAAAAUCUUAUCUGAUCAGCAAGAAUAAACAGCAGGGCGUGUAGUGUAGUGGGUUCCCUGAUUCAUGGGUAUCAUCAUGCCAUAAUGCGUGUUCAGUCCAGACACAGCUCCUCUAUGUCUUUGUCCCUUACUGGCGUGUGCAGCAUGACUGAAGUGUGUUUCUGUUGAUUAUACAGGGGACGAAACGUUGCUCGACAAAAUGUACAUUAACUAAUCUUAAUUUGAUGGAUGGAGUUUUUAAAGCAAAGGUUGUCUAUUUUCUCUUCCUGUUUCCUAUCAUGAACUUGCAGAGGACAGAAACACGGGGGACUGAUGUUGACCUUUGACCUUGACUACUAGGGGGUGGUCUUAAUGCUUCCUCUAAGCCAUCCUCACCCAUCCCCAGUAGUGAACCACACUGACUGACUCUUCAUCUUUACCUCUUCUGUACUUAAACCUGAGCUGUCGUAAAGGACACGGGAUGACCCAAUCACCGUUAAAACUUGAAACCUACAGAAAAUUGACUUGAUGAAAUAUAUAAAGUUUAAAAAAAAAAAAAAAAGCAAACAAAAAAAAACAUACACACAGAAAUGAUCCGAAAGCCUUUUCUACUUAUAGUGGAAACUCAUUUCAGGAGCGUUCUGUAAAUAUAUAAUAAUAAUAAUAAUAAUAAUGAUAAUGAUAAUAAUAAAAAAACGUUUUUUUUUCCAGUUUUAUUUUUCAGAAACGAUAAAUUGCUGAUGUAAUUGCAGUGUAUCCUUUUCCAACAGCAGUUGUCCAGAUGCAGAGAGGUGCUUUAGAUAAUCCAUUGAUUAUUAGUUUUAUUGGAAUUUUGUAAAUAUUUUUUUUGCCUUCUUUAUUUAAGAAAUUAUUGCUUCUUUUGCAUCGGAAACUGGAAAGAUGAGGUAACGGAACAUUGCAAAUAAAGGACUUAUUAAGUUGC